Molecule: messenger RNA, 420 nt
Organism: Centruroides sculpturatus (bark scorpion)
Lineage: Eukaryota; Metazoa; Arthropoda; Arachnida; Scorpiones; Buthidae
Product: mpv17-like protein 2
Exons: 2
Coding region: 1-420 (139 amino acids)
Biological process (GO): mitochondrial ribosome assembly
Cellular component (GO): membrane; cytoplasm
Source: RefSeq, a predicted model, not a curated record
AUGGCGAUGAUUAAUUAUUUAAAGAGAACAGUCAAUAAACUAUUCACACGCCAUUUAUUAUUGACUAAUACGGCUAUUGCUGUCGGCUUUAUGGGGGCCGGCGAUGCCAUUCAGCAAGUUUUGGAGAAAAAGUUGGGAGAAGAAAAACCUUUCGAUAAGACGAGAACCAGAAAUAUGAUGGGUGGUGGCUUGGUUUUUGGGCCAUUAGGUCAUCUAUGGUAUUCGUUUUUAGAUCGCAGAUUUCCAGGAGCAAAGACAUCGACCGUUGCCAAAAAAUUGGGUUGCGAAAUGGCAAUAGGACCACCUUUGAUUCUAGUUAUUUUCCUUUCUGUUGGAUUGUUGGAAGGAAAACCACCAAAAAAAAGUUUUAAUGAAUUCAAAGAUAAUAUUAUCACAAUAUGUUUUGUAAGUUUUAAUUAA